This is a messenger RNA of Amphibalanus amphitrite, 1969 nucleotides long. RefSeq names its product autophagy-related protein 13-like. Gene Ontology annotation, biological process: piecemeal microautophagy of the nucleus; autophagosome assembly; mitophagy. Lineage: Eukaryota; Metazoa; Arthropoda; Thecostraca; Balanomorpha; Balanidae. Gene Ontology annotation, cellular component: phagophore assembly site; cytosol; extrinsic component of membrane. The record is from RefSeq and is a predicted model, not a curated record. The coding region runs from base 146 to 1540 and encodes 464 amino acids. The transcript has 8 exons.
GGUCCCCCGUCCGCAGGCAGCAGCGGGCGCGGCCGCCGACCCGGAGCUCUCGCAGCUGGCCCGACAGACGGGCGUGCCGCCGGAGAAGCUGGCCAGCGUGCUGGACGAGCUGCUGCCCCCGGUGGCCGCCGCCUCUGCCGAACAGAUGCUGGCCGCGUUCGUGAUGAAACGUGAUCGCCGUCCGGCCCCCAAGUAUAAAGUGCUCACCAUGGACUGUGACAGAAAGGAGUUUGAGAACAUGGUGAACAUCAUGUGUCGAAAAAUGGCGCACAUCAUCGUCGAGUCUCGCCUGGGCAAGAAGAUCCACACACCUUGCAAGGUGCACGCCGAUGUUCCGGAUUGGUUCAACCUGUCGCUGGCCGACAUGCCCGAGGUGGUGAAGGAGGUGAAGCACCUGCUGAUGUCCUCGGGCGGCCUGUGGGCGGCGCCCGUCACCAGCUUCUGCGUGGAGAUCUCGCUGAAGACGGCCGACGGCGUGUCACUGGUGCUGGAGCAGUGGGCGCUGACGCUGGACACUUCGGCACCGAGCGGCGCCAAACCGCCGGCCACCGUCGUCAACCAGCUCGGUGUACUGCUAAAGUCUUUGCUGGUCACCACCCGUCUCACGGUCGGCUACAAACUAUCUCGGCAGCAGAGUCAGGAGUCGCACAUCAUCUUCUACAAGUUCUACAUCGGCGAGCCGGACCUGCAGGGACUCGGCGAAGCCAGCGAUCGUAUGGCGAUCGGUGAGGUGAGCACUCCGGUCUGCACGCUGAACCUGACGCUCUACCACCGUACCAAGCUGGCCAUCUCGGCACACUCGGCGCAGCCCAUCGUCAUGAAGAGCGACCACUUCAAGCCGGAGCAGAGUCCCCGGGUCCGCCGCGUCACGGGCUUCGCCGAGCGGCGGCCCCGCUCAGUCAGUGACAGCGUGGAGAUGAUUGGCGCCUCCUCCUCCUCGUCCUCCAACAUGGACACCAAGACCACCGGAGGCUCCUCCACAGACAGCGAUCAGCGUCGCCGCGUGGCCGCGUUCGCCGACGAUCCGUCUGAGAAGCCGGCUCCGGCCGGUGACGUACCGUUCCUCCGACUGGUCGGCGAGCCUCCCCCUCCCGCCGCCGCGCCCGCCGCCGGCGCGGACGUCACCAUGGCGGACGGCAGCGCGCCGCCGGCGCCGCAGCCGUCAGCGCCGCCGCAGAGGGUGGUGUCGGACCAGCCGCGGCCGGUGGCCGCCGCCGCCGCCCUCCCCGCGCCCGGAGCCGCGCCUCCGUCGCCGUCCGCCGACGACUUUGUCAUGGUAGAGUUGCGCACCCCGUUCAGCGAGGCCAGCUCGGACUCGGAGCUCGGCGCGUUCUUCCGCCAGUGGCAGGCGGCGCCACCGCUGGCGUCUCUAUCCGGCGGCGAGCAGGGACCGCCAGCGGCCGGCGCGGCCAGCCCACCCCCUCCGGCCGACCAGCAGGUGGUCUCCCUCAGCGAACAGCUGGCCAGGUUCGAACUGAAGGCCCAGGAGUUUGACGAGAUGAUCGCGCAGCUCGACCGACAAGAUGGCAGCAAACAGUGACGUGUGUGAGCCGAGUGCUGGACAGACCAAAGUGAGUGUACAUAUAUACUAUAUCCCUACAGCCGGGUGGACAUGACUAUUUGUACCGUGUUUAAACUGGCGAUGUUCGCUCGAAAGGCGCUGUGAGAGGGCGGGGAGACGCUCAGGGUAUUUAAGGAGUGCUUUCGAUGGUCGCUACAGGCCGUUGGGUUCUCUGAGUGCUGUACGCCGCAUAUUUUAUGUUGCUUGUAUAGGGCCGGAGAUCCAUGCCUGUCCAGUGUCCACCCGACGCCCCACAGCAGCUGCCAUUCGUUUGUGAGAAGUGUAUUUAGGGCGGUAUGCCCGAAUGUAAUCUACGUUUGGCCGCCCGGAUCCGGACCGGCCAGACGCUCGUACAAUGUGGCCCAGCGCGGGCCCGCCGACUGGACAAUACAACAGGUGACGAGCGCA